This is a messenger RNA of Stylophora pistillata, 2558 nucleotides long. Its product is annotated as angiotensin-converting enzyme. Gene Ontology annotation, cellular component: membrane. Lineage: Eukaryota; Metazoa; Cnidaria; Anthozoa; Scleractinia; Pocilloporidae. Gene Ontology annotation, molecular function: metallopeptidase activity; peptidyl-dipeptidase activity. Gene Ontology annotation, biological process: proteolysis. The record is from RefSeq and is a predicted model, not a curated record.
UUGAUUUCAAACCUUUAGUUCCUGUACAAAAUAUAACAGUUUAUUGAUUUGAAAGGUGUCUCAUUACAAAUAUGAUGGAAUCCUUUUGGUAUGUCGCGAAUUCACUACGCUAUAUUUGUAAAACAUAAUCUAGGAUCAUUUCAAGUCUGCCGAUUAUCUUAAUGGUUUCUUCCAGAGAUUGCAGUCGCUUCUACAGUCAAUACCGAUCGAUAGGGUCCUACAUUUGCGUCCUGAAAAAAUAAUGUUAUCGCCCCUCAAGUUUAUUUUGGUACUCAACUCGGAUGGCGAGGUUAAAUGGCAAGGUUUCUUGUUACACUCAACACAUAUGCGUCAUAGAGUCAGACGUUUGAGGGGAAAAAUAAUACAAUCAGCUUACAUCGUAACUUAAAGCGGCGUUGGGUCAUUCAUUCGCGGUGGCGCUUUGUCUGUGAUCGAUUCCUUGUUUUUCUUGCAAUGUUUUCAGUUUUGUGUUGGACUGCUUUGAUGCAACUUUCCCUGGUUGAAGCUAACAGCGAAGUUAUCGACUUUCUGAAGCAUUUCAACACCCACGCACCGUUAGAAGCGAACAAAAGGUGGAUAGCAGAAUGGGAGUAUUCAACAAAUGUCUCGUCAGAAGAGGCAGCCUCCAAAAAGAAAGCAGCGACUUUGGCUUUUCAAACUUUCCUCGAAGAUACGCGAAAGAAAGCGUCGCGAUACAGUAAUCUUGAGGGUCUUUCAGAGACGCUUCGGCGACAAUUAAAAUUGCUUCGCUCAUCUGCGACUCUGAAAGAUAAACAGGAGCGGGAAGAACUCGAAAACAUUGAGAUCGAAAUGCAGAAAAUCUAUAGUUCGUCUCAAGUUUUCGACGUAGAGACAGGGAAAAACUUGUCGCUGUCGCCUGAUCUGACAAAAAUUAUGGCUUCGUCAAAGAAACACGACCGCUUGAAGUUCGCGUGGCAGGAAUGGCGUGACGCUGUUGGCCCAAAAAUUCGUCCCCUUUUUGAACGAUACGUGAACUUGUCAAAUCAAGGCGCCCGCGACAACGGUUUCCGCGACUACGGCGAAUAUUGGCGAUCCGACUACGAGAUUGAUAAUCUGCCCGAGAUUGUAGAAAAUCUCUGGAAAGAUCUUGAGCCGUUUUACAAAGAAUUACAUGCGUAUGUGAGGGCAAAGCUUAGGGAACAAUAUCCUCACGGAAAAAAAAAAGAUGCCAUCCCUGCUCAUUUGUUGGGCAAUAUGUGGUCGCAGUCGUGGACGAAUAUUUAUCCCUUAGUCGAACCAAUCAAGAACAAAUUAAGCCUUGAUGUUACCAAGCAGAUGAUUGAUGACAAUUUUACGGUAGAAAGAAUGUUUAAUAUCACCGAAUCAUUUUUCUUGUCGCUUGGAAUGGAGAAACUCCCAAAAGAUUUUGUGCGGAGAUCGAUGAUCAGGAAACCCGAUGAACGAGAUGUUGUAUGUCAUGCAUCUGCCUGGGAUAUGUAUGUGAAGACCAAAAAUGGAGCAAAAGAUGUCAGAAUAAAACAAUGCACUGAGGUAACGCAAGAGUGGCUUGUCACGACACAUCAUGAAAUGGGUCACAUUUAUUAUUUCUUGUCGUAUUGGGAUCAGCCUUACCUCUUCCGUGAUAGCGCAAACCCAGGAUUUCACGAAGCUGUUGGUGACACCAUGUCUCUCUCGGUUUCUACUCCUCGGCAUCUUGUUAAGAUUGGACUCCUAAAGGAAUACACUCAAGACGAAGAAGCAGACAUAAACAAUCUAAUGAAGGCGGCGCUGAGCAGUAUCGUUUUCUUGCCGUUUGGAUAUUUACUCGACCAAUGGCGAUGGGGCGUUUUCUCGGGAAAAAUCCAACCGAGCGAGUAUAACACUGAAUGGUGGAAACUGAGAACUAUGUACCAGGGCAUCAAACCGCCUGUUGAGAGGUCAGAAAAGGAUUUUGAUCCUGGGGCUAAGUUUCACGUACCAAACGAUGUGCCCUACAUAAGGUACUUCAUCAGCAGCGUGCUACAAUUUCAAUUCCACAAAGCGGCCUGUAAGUUAGCAGGCUUCGAUGGACCUCUUCACCAGUGCUCCAUCUACCAGUCUAAGGAAGCGGGCAAAAAGAUCAGCGAGAUGCUGCAACUGGGAACGAGCAGGCCUUGGCCCGAGGCCCUAGAAAAGCUCACUAAUAAGACGACUAUGGAUGUGGGGCCCAUGAGAGAAUACUUCUGGCCUCUAUACUUGUGGCUUAGAAAACAAAGAUGCGAGGGAGAGUAUGCUAUUGGUUGGCCUGAAAAUCCGGGACCUGAGGGUGACCCAUGGGUGGUUCCCACGACUUUGCCAGACGCGAGCACGAAACCUAUGACGAAACCGAUAAGCGCCGUGGAAGCGUAUGCGCAUGCGUGGACUUUGAACUCCGCUGGUACAUUGAUAAUGACCAUUGCUUCACUUUUCGUCUCUUUGAACGUAAUGAACAAAUAGUAUGUUUUUUUCUUAUGUCUAAUGAGACAAUUUAUAAGAUGUGUAUAUAGUUACACCUAAAUGGUCAGGUACGAUAUUUUUCCUCGUUAAAUUUUGGCAAUUAUAACAACUCGUUCAAAUGA